Messenger RNA from Candidula unifasciata, 1941 nucleotides. The record is from the annotation of a GenBank genome assembly. NCBI's taxonomy places the organism in Eukaryota, Metazoa, Mollusca, Gastropoda, Stylommatophora, Geomitridae.
AUGGCUCCUGGAAACAUGGAGAAAGCGUUUGUUAUAAAGUUUCUUGUCCUAAUAGUCAGCUUUGGUGCAGCAUGGGGGGCCUGCACAAUAGACCCGUCCUAUAUUGCUGACUGGUACUCAAUGGAAGUUGGUCGAGAUGUUUUCACCCCUGUUACACCAAACAAGUGGGGCGACCUGAUGUGUUUAGAAAAGUAUGAGCAUCCGAUUGAAGAUAACUUCUUGAAAGGGAGAAAUACCACUAUGCUGAUGAAAGAUGCCGGGGAUAACUGUCUGUAUUGCGUGGAUGUUUUGUGGAGGACACCCAAUAUUCUGCAGUACAAAAGAAGCAGCUGUUACACUUCAAACAGUGGUUUUAAAAAUAUGUGUAAAGGAAUCGCCAAAUUGCCAACACAAGAUACACUCGUAACCUUGUUCAAGCAGACUUAUGAGACCGUGAACUGUAUCUCCACUUGGGAGGGAGUCUACCAGUUCACGUAUGAAGUUGACUGGGGCGGUGGUGGUAUCUGUGACAAUCCAGACAAUCUCCUCAAGGCUUGUCAGGAUCCAGGCUCACCAUACGUUGACAACCAGGUGUUCUUGAUCACGUAUGCCAAGUGUCCCACUGUGCAGACGUCUAAAUCAGAGACUAUCCGUUACCAGUGUAUGGGCAGUUGGUUUGCCGUGAUUGGAGAUACUGGCUACACGUUUGCUGCAAUAGAAAACACUGUGGAGAAAGAUACCAGAGAAAAGUACAAAUGUAUGAUGACUCUUAAAAAUCAGAAGCAAGCUGACAACUCUAUCCGCUGGGCAAUGUCUCGGUUUGCUGAGUGUGGAAGUCUCAAGAGUAUUUAUGAUUCUCCAAACAGAUUAGUACUUAGAAGAGCACCUCCUCAGACCCAGUACAUCACACCACAAUGCAAUCUGCCAAGGAAUGCUUCCGGAGCGUGGUUCACGCAAGGUAUCCAGUUCAAAUCCAAGGUGACCAUCAACGACACGCACAUCCACUACUUCACUCAGAGAAAUGAGUUUGAGUACGAAGACACUUUCCUCUCCUGCCAGCAGACGUUGGGCACUAGAUACCUCAUGACCAAGUACAUUGUUGGCAAAUGCGAGGUUGAUUUUGUGUGCUACGAUAUCUUGCCACGCCAUCAUGGGAUUGUUCGAUACCGAGUGGGUAAGCCUUCACGACUGACCGUUGAUGAGCUGGCUGACCCGCAGUUCAUGACCAAGAAGUUCCAGGAGGCCUGCAGCUGGCAGUCCUUCACCUUCAACAGAGAUGAUACCGAAUGGAAGUACGAAGUACUGAUAAUGGAUCCUCCAUCCCCAGUCUACUGCCCAAUAGGAGGACGUUACAACUUUAAACAGGAGGCUAACGGUUGGUUGGAGAAAUAUGCAACCAGAAUUCGUGGUGUUACUGAAAAACCUCGUAACCAAAUCAGCUGUAGACUGGUUGUUUCUGAGAUGAAAUCGUGCAGUGUAGAUCGGUCUAAAAUUGAGAUUGAUGCAGAAUAUUGUGAGAGUGUAGACUACAGGGGCAGACCAGUUGGAGAGUAUGAUGAACCAGACAACAUCUUGACCUGCGUAGGCUAUUGGUUGGAAGACAUGAAGUCCUACUUGAUUACCUACGAUGAAGAGGAUGCAGUGUCAAAAUUUAGAUGUUGGGUUUAUGAGCGUACAAGUUGGACUGAGUUACAGCUGUCACGAAGCCAAACAGCUCGAUGCAGACGUGAACAGAUGUCAAAAGAUUAUUUGACAGAAGGAACCGGCCUUCAUAUGAUCCUGGAAGAGGCUGAAAGAUUGUUUGACGAUUGCCCACAGCGAUUUGACCCUGGGCUCAAUCCAUACCUGAAGCCACAGGUGAUCUAUGUGCUGAGUGGAUCAGUGCGCUUAUCUGCACUGGUGGUCAGUGCACUGAACACAGUACUGGUACUUCUGGUUACACACCUUGUGAUAAGACAUUAA